This is a messenger RNA of Acanthisitta chloris (rifleman), 885 nucleotides long. RefSeq names its product ATPase, H+ transporting, lysosomal 13kDa, V1 subunit G1 (gene ATP6V1G1). The record is from RefSeq and is a predicted model, not a curated record. Gene Ontology annotation, molecular function: proton-transporting ATPase activity, rotational mechanism. The annotation marks the transcript as partial. The transcript is spliced from 2 exons. NCBI's taxonomy places the organism in Eukaryota, Metazoa, Chordata, Aves, Passeriformes, Acanthisittidae. Gene Ontology annotation, biological process: proton transmembrane transport. Gene Ontology annotation, cellular component: vacuolar proton-transporting V-type ATPase complex.
CUGGAGAGGUGUGGGGAAGAGGCUCUCAAUGCUUUCUCUCCCUCAUUUCCCUUGGUCUGUUCCUUGGAAACAGGGAAGAACCGGAGGCUGAAGCAGGCCAAGGAGGAGGCGCAGGCAGAGAUCGAGCAGUAUCGCCUGCAGCGGGAGAAGGAGUUCAAGGCCAAGGAAGCAGCGGCACUUGGAUCUCAUGGCAGCUGCACCACUGAAGUUGAGAAGGAGACCCAGGAAAAGAUGAGUGUGAUCCAGCAGAACUUCCAGAAGAACCGUGAGGUGGUGCUGUCCCAGCUGCUGUCACUGGUGUGUGACAUCAAACCCGAGAUCCACGUGAACUACCGCAUCAAUGGGUAGUGGGGGAAGAGGGAACAAGUGUACUGGAAAUGCUGGGAAUAAUGUGUGAGCUUCAGGUGGAAUGUACAGCUCUUAGCCAUACCUUAACUGUCCUUCUUGUACAUGUGUUACAUUAUUUCAGUGAGCUGUUGGAGUUCUGUUAGUUUCUCUUCUGACACAAACAUUACUGGCCAUAUCUCAGAUCUGUGCUAAGUUAUUACAUAGAUAUUCCAGUUGGCACAUCAAUGCUCCCUUUUUAUCUUGAUAGGGUUCCAUGAGAGGCAAAGUAGAAAGGGGAGAUAGAUUCUGGCCUGUGUCAGUAAUUGUUAAACUUGUGUAACUGUGUUCUUGUUGACCAAAAUGCAUUUUUCAGUGUGUUGUUGAACCUUUGUCCAGGGGUUAAACCCUCUGGGAAGAAUUCUCUGGCUGUACAGUGCUGGCUGAUAAUUUUCAGGUGCUUGAGUUUCUCUGUAUUGAAUAUCCUCUGUAUAUUCUGCUGUUAGCUUUGAGGUACAAGUCUGGCACUGACACCUGAAAGUAAAAACACUUCACUCCAAA